AUGGCGAUGACGAACGCCAGAGCGCUGUGCCUCUCCGUCGCGAUCGUCUUCUCCGUGCUCUCCCUCGCCGCCGGCGAGGGAUCCAAGGAGGCGGACAAGAUCGCGGCGCUGCCCGGCCAGCCCAAGGAUGCGGUCCUGCAGCAAUACUCCGGCUACGUCAACCUCGGUGAUAAGUACGGGAAGUCGCUCUUCUACUACUUCGUGGAGGCCACCGCUGAUCCGGCUACAAAACCGCUGGUUCUCUGGCUCAAUGGAGGGCCUGGCUGCUCGUCUUUUGGAAUCGGAGCGCUCCAGGAAAUCGGCCCGUUCCGUGUCGACACGGAUGGCAAGACCCUCUGCAAACACAAGUACACCUGGAACUCAGUGGUGAACAUCCUGUACCUGGAGAGCCCCGUGGGCGUGGGCUUCUCGUACGCCGCCGACACGGAGGUGUACAAGGCGAUGGGCGACAACAUGACGGCGAGCGACUCGCUCCAGUUCCUGCUCAAGUGGCUGGACCGGUUCCCCGAGUACAAGAACCGCGACUUCUUCAUCGUCGGCGAGAGCUACGCCGGCCACUACGUCCCCGAGCUCGCCACAGCCAUCCAGGUCGCCAAGAUCACCCGCCCCGCCGAGGUCCCCAUCAACCUCAAAGGAAUCGCCCUGGGGAACGCGAUCCUGGAGUUCGCGGCGGAGCAGGCCGCGCUGUACGAGUACCUGUGGCAGCACGCGUUCAUUUCGGACUCGGGGCACAACAUGAUCGCCCAGAACUGCAAGAAUAUCGACGACAACUCGCCGCUCUGCUCAGGGGCCAAGGACACGGCAUACGGCCAGAUCGGCAACGUCGACGUCUACAACGUCUACGCCGCGACCUGCCAUGAUAAGAAAGCCAAGGCAACAGGGUCCAACUGCAUGGACUUGGCUGAUCCUUGCGCCCAGUACUACGUGGAAGCGUACCUGAACCAGCCGGAGGUGCAGAAGGUCAUCCGUGCCAACACAGGGCUGAAGUACAAUUGGACUAGAUGCAGGAGCACGACCUACAACCUGUACAAAUUCGGGGUUUCGCCCUCCACUUCGAUGCUGCCGUACGUCAAGGCCCUCGCCAACAGCGGCAUCCGCGUCUGGGUCUUCAGCGGCGACCUGGACGCGAUGGUCCCCGUGACCGCGACGAAGAAGUCCAUGCAGAAGCUCGGGCUCCCCGUCACCGCCGACUGGCGCCCCUGGUCCACCGACGGCCGGGAGGUCGGCGGGUACGUGAUCGAGUACAAGGGCGUGACGUUCGUGACGGUGCGCGGGUCCGGGCACAUGGUGCCGAUCGACCAGCCGGACCGCGUGCUCGUGCUCUUCAAGUCCUUCCUCGAGGGGAAGGAGCUCCCCAAGGCCGCGCCCAUGGUCGACUGAGAAGUGACAACCGGCAUGCGAGCGAGCCACCGGCGGCAGGCCGGCCUUCUCCGAUCAAGAAGCCACGGUGGUGGCCGCGUGGGACAAGACAAGGUCCGAUGUUCGCUCCCAGUGGUGCUGCGCUCGCGUCCGUCCGUCCUCUUUAACUAUUAACUGCCGGGUUGUACUGUCCAAAGCUGUAUGAAAUGUACCGUGUACAAUGUUUCCAUGGUGUCAAAGAAUUGUCCGACGUCUCCUUUCAGGGAAAAUGAAAUUUUGUCUGGAAUGUCUCGGCA
Messenger RNA from Setaria italica (foxtail millet), 1655 nucleotides. Its product is annotated as serine carboxypeptidase II-3. The transcript has 8 exons. Gene Ontology annotation, cellular component: vacuole. Gene Ontology annotation, biological process: proteolysis. Bases 1 to 1380 code for a protein of 459 amino acids. The record is from RefSeq and is a predicted model, not a curated record. Lineage: Eukaryota; Viridiplantae; Streptophyta; Magnoliopsida; Poales; Poaceae. Gene Ontology annotation, molecular function: serine-type carboxypeptidase activity.